This is a messenger RNA of Mirounga angustirostris (Northern elephant seal), 4368 nucleotides long. It is a transcript of the gene WDR44, whose product is annotated as WD repeat domain 44. The transcript has 21 exons. Bases 408 to 3146 code for a protein of 912 amino acids. Gene Ontology annotation, molecular function: protein binding. Lineage: Eukaryota; Metazoa; Chordata; Mammalia; Carnivora; Phocidae. The record is from RefSeq and is a predicted model, not a curated record.
GCGUCGGUAUUUUGCGGGCAACUGACUCUCCCAGCUGCUGUAAUUGCUGCUGCGGGAGAAAUUGGAGCUGCUGUCGUCUGCGCGCCCGCCCUCCCCCACAGAGAGCCGCCGCCUCUUCUCUCGCUCUCCUUGUACACCUAUCGCCCGGAGCGGCGGCUGCAACAGUCCCUGGACCCACCGCCGCCUCCUCAGGCUGCCGCUCGGCCGGUCAUUCCCACAGCCCGGCAGCUGACGGCGGCCCCCUGCCCCUCACCGGCUCCUCACUCUAGAUCGUCUCCCCCGUCCCUCUCCUCGCCUGGGACCCACCUUCCCACGGUCUCGCCGGGGUGGAAGACGACGAGGAGGAGACGAAAGUCACCCUCCCUGCAGGCGGCGCCGGCCCCCUCACCCGCGGGUGUGUCCUAUAAAUGGCGUCGGAAAGCGACACCGAGGAAUUCUUUGAUGCCCCUGAAGAUGUGCACCUAGGGGGCGGCUACCCUGUGGGGUCUCCAGGAAAGGUUGGGAUUUCAACAUUAAAGGAAACUGAGAGUACUGCACACAAAGUUGGAAAUGAGUCUCCUGUACAAGAAUUGAAACAAGAUGUGUCUAAAAAGAUUAUUGAAAGCAUUAUUGAGGAGAGUCAGAAAGUACUACAGCUGGAAGAUGACUCGUCGGAUUCCAAAGGAAAGGGACACUCUGACCAGGCUACUGGCAGUUCUCUUGUAGCUGGAACAGAUCUUAGCAAUAUACCUGGACUGUUAGCCAUAGAUCAGGUACUACAGGAAGAUUCCAAAAAGGCAGAGAGUCAGAAUGCAAUUGAAGAAACUGAAUUAGAAUCAAAAAGAUGUUUUCCUUCUGAUGACACCUAUGAGAAGUCAGUAGAUGAAAUCACUAAGUUAACUGAAAUAAGUUCAACUGAGCAGCAUAAUGUGCCUGAAACUGAAACAGAAGUAUUGAACAAAGAAGCCAUGGAAGUCAAAGGAAGUGAUGUUCUAGAACCUGUGUCCUCAAACUCUUCAUCUACUAAAGAUUUUGCUGCCAUGGAAGAAGUGGCUCCCGCCAAACCCCCAAGACAGCUUACUCCAGAACCUGACAUUGUGGCUAGUACAAAGAAGCCUGUUCCAGCACGCCCUCCCCCUCCAACUAAUUUCCCACCUCCUAGGCCCCCGCCUCCAUCUCGACCUGCUCCACCACCAAGAAAAAAGAAAAGUGAAUUGGAGUUUGAGGCCCUUAAAACGCCUGAUCUAGACGUUCCCAAAGAGAAUAUUACAUCUGAUACUCUCCUAAGUACGAACAUGGCUUCAGAGAAUACAGUCAAGGAUUCUCAGCCUUCUCUUGACUUGGCAAGUGCUACCAGUGGAGAUAAAGUAGUUACUGCCCAGGAAAAUGGAAAAGCACCUGAUGGGCAGACCAUAGCAGGUGAAGUGAUGGGCCCUCAGAGACCUAGAUCCAACUCUGGGAGAGAGCUUACUGAUGAGGAAAUUUUAGCCAGUGUCAUGAUUAAGAACCUGGAUACUGGAGAAGAAAUACCUUUGAGUCUUGCAGAAGAGAAACUGCCAACAGGUAUUAAUCCUCUCACUCUACACAUCAUGAGAAGGACUAAGGAAUAUGUAAGUAAUGACGCGGCACAGUCAGAUGAUGAAGAGAAGUUACAGUCUCAGACAACAGAUACUGAUGGUGGAAGGUUAAAACAGAAAACGACUCAACUAAAGAAGUUCUUAGGAAAAUCAGUAAAGAGAGCAAAGCACCUUGCAGAAGAAUAUGGUGAACGUGCUGUGAAUAAAGUUAAAAGUGUUAGAGACGAAGUGUUUCAUACUGAUCAAGAUGAUCCUUCAUCGAGUGAUGAUGAAGGAAUGCCAUAUACAAGACCAGUCAAAUUCAAAGCAGCGCAUGGUUUCAAAGGACCUUAUGAUUUUGAUCAGAUCAAAGUGGUGCAAGAUCUUAGUGGUGAGCAUAUGGGAGCUGUUUGGACCAUGAAAUUUUCUCACUGUGGCCGAUUACUUGCCUCAGCUGGACAAGACAAUGUAGUGAGAAUAUGGGCUUUAAAAAAUGCUUUUGACUAUUUCAACAAUAUGCGAAUGAAAUACAAUACUGAAGGACGUGUGUCCCCGUCACCUUCUCAGGAAAGUCUGAAUUCAUCAAAGUCUGAUACAGAUACAGGGGUAUGCAGUGGAGCUGAUGAAGACCCUGAUGAUAAAAAUGCACCAUUUCGGCAGCGGCCGUUUUGCAAAUAUAAAGGACACACCGCUGAUCUCCUUGAUCUUUCAUGGUCUAAAAACUACUUCCUGCUUUCUUCUUCGAUGGAUAAAACGGUCAGGUUAUGGCACAUUUCCAGAAGAGAAUGCCUUUGCUGUUUUCAACAUAUAGAUUUUGUCACUGCCAUAGCUUUCCAUCCAAGAGAUGACAGGUAUUUUCUAAGUGGGUCAUUGGAUGGAAAGCUCCGUCUUUGGAACAUACCUGACAAAAAAGUCGCUUUGUGGAAUGAAGUAGAUGGUCAAACAAAAUUGAUCACAGCUGCAAAUUUCUGUCAGAAUGGCAAAUACGCCGUGAUUGGGACAUACGAUGGCAGAUGUAUUUUCUAUGAUACAGAGCAUUUGAAAUACCACACACAAAUACAUGUCCGAUCUACCAGAGGACGCAACAAAGUUGGAAGAAAAAUUACUGGCAUUGAACCUUUACCCGGAGAAAAUAAGAUACUGGUAACCUCAAAUGACUCCAGAAUCAGACUAUAUGAUCUUAGAGAUUUGUCACUGUCCAUGAAGUAUAAGGGUUAUGUCAACAGUAGCAGCCAGAUCAAAGCAAGUUUCAGCCAUGAUUUUAGUUACCUCGUUAGUGGCUCAGAAGAUAAGUAUGUUUAUAUCUGGAGUACUUACCAUGAUCUCAGCAAGUUUACUUCAGUCAGGAGAGAUCGUAAUGAUUUUUGGGAAGGUAUUAAAGCACAUAAUGCCGUUGUUACAUCGGCCAUCUUUGCUCCAAACCCAAGUUUGAUGUUGUCUUUGGAUAUACAAUCUGAAAAAUCAGAAGGGAGUGAAAAAGGUGAAGAUGCUGAAGUUUUGGAUACCAUGCCCUCUGGUAUUAUGAAGACAGAUAAUACAGAAGUUCUUCUUUCUGCUGACUUCACUGGAGCAAUCAAAGUGUUUAUUAACAAAAGGAAAAAUGUAUCUUAAUUUGAAAUGACAUUUAAAAUAAAAAUAUCAAGCGCUGCCGGGACUAGAGAAGAAUAAGGCAACAUCCUGUGCCAGAAGAGCUCACAGUCUGGCGGAGAAAGAUGCUCACAGAAACAAGUAAGAGACUUGGAACUGUCUUGUGGCUGUGGCCCUAGAAAUGCCCCUUCUCACCCUAACCCCUGUCUGCUCCACCCUUCCUAGUAACUCAUGGCAGCCACUUGAUCUCAGGCCAACCUUUGUUCAUCUGAUAUUACCAGCAGCAAGCAUAAUAUGGGCAACAGAGUUUAUAAGUAAGCCAGAGGUAAGGCAGAGAAAAUGGAGUACCCUCUGUGGCAACAUUUUCCCUGGUCUCUGGUCCUCUCCUCCCAGCCUGAAAUCUUUGUCUUAUUUCCCCCAAAAAUCUUAACUGUCUUUUGCUUUGAGCUAACUCCAGCUUAAUAGACCCCUCCCCUCAACUGUUCUCCUCUUCCCUUCGGUUCUGAAGCUUUGCCUGUUUUGUUUUGUUCUCUAGAUUUGAGUCAUCUGUGCUCCUGGGGAACCCAGGCUCCGCUUGUUAACCACAGGCACUUUUCUGGCAUAGAUUUAUGCACAUGAAAUACAUUCAGGUUGAUGCAGCAGGGUCGAGGGAGGUGGAAGUGUAAACAUGAAGGGAAAGAUCUAUCGCAGGGUCCCAAAUGCCAUCAUGUAAGUUACUAGGGUGGUCCAAGCAGAUAGUUUGCUCAUAAAUCCGGCUACCCUGCAUUACUUUCUUUUAAAUAAAAUUUUUAUUUUGGAAUAACUUUAGAUUUACAAAAAAGUUGCAAGAUAAUACAGAAUUCCCAUAUACUCCUUUCUCAGUUUCCCCUAAUGUUAACAUCUUAGAUUACCUUGGUGCAUUAGUCAAAACUAAGAAACCAACCCUGGUACAUUACUAUUAAGUAAAGUCCAGACUAUUCAAACUGCACCAGUUUUUCCACUAGUGUCCUUUUUCAGUUCUAAGAUCCAAUACAGAAUACCAUAUUGCAUUUAGUCAUAUUAUGCUUUCUUAAUUUAAAUAAACAUUUUAUUUUAGAACAUUAAGGGGCGCCUGGGUGGCUCAGUCGGUUAAGCGCCUGACUUGAUUUUGGCUCAGGUCAUGAUCUUGGGGUCAUGGGAUCGAGCCUUACAUCGGGCUCCGCUGCGCUCGGAGUGGAGUCUGCUAGAGAUUCUCUCUGCCCCUUCUCCCCACCCUCAAAUAAAUAAA